Molecule: messenger RNA, 801 nt
Organism: Coffea eugenioides
Lineage: Eukaryota; Viridiplantae; Streptophyta; Magnoliopsida; Gentianales; Rubiaceae
Exons: 2
Coding region: 1-801 (266 amino acids)
Source: RefSeq, a predicted model, not a curated record
AUGAUUGAUGAAAUUGCCAAAGUUGGUUCUGGUAUUAAAGGCCCUUCAACUUAUCAAAUUGGAAAUGAAUAUUUAGAUGAAGAAUUUGAAGAACUUGAGAAAUAUCUUGGAGAUAUUUAUGAUAAAUUUUCAACUUUUGGUUGUACACUUAUGUGUGAUGGGUGGAGCACUCGUACAAAACAUCCAAUAAUAAAUUUUAUGGUAUACUGUGAUAGGCACAUGAUAUACCAUGGUUUAGUUAAUUGUACCAAUGUCAAGAAAACUGCUGAAUAUAUUUUCAAGUUAAUGGAUGAGGUAGUAGAGGUUGUGGGAGAAAAAAAUGUUGUGCAAGAUGUGACAGAUAGUAAAUCUAGUAUGAAAGCAGCUGGACAACUGUUGAUGAAAAAAAGAAAAAAUCUAUUAUGGUCACCUUGCGUUGCUCAUUGUAUAGAUUUGAUGUUGGAGGAUAUUGGCAAAAUAGAUAAUGUAAAAGAAACUAUUGCUCAGAGGAAGAAGAUAACAAGUUUCAUAUAUAACAGCGACAAAUCUUCUUUGGCAUUCUACAGAACUGAAAAAAUGUGCACCUCAGAUGAAUGGGCAGAGUUCAAUAACACUACCAAGAGACAGGCAGAAGCUAUAAAAGUAGCUGAGUUGAUAUUGUCAGAGAAGUUUUGGAAAAAAGUUAGAAAUGUGUGUGCAAUAAUGGAGCCUCUGGUCAAAGUUUUAAAAACUAUUGAUCAAGAUAAUAAGCCAACAUUGCCAAUUAUUUAUGAGGCAAUGGAUAGAGCAAAAAUGGUUAUUCAAAAGUCUGUGAAAUCUUGA